GUUCCGCUGCGCGCACUGCGUUCUGGAGGCGGAGGUUGGGCUGGAUGCUUCCGGGUGGAGGUGCGGGUGCUGCUCCUCCUGUACCUUGUUUUCGGGUGUAGGGGUGCAGGACCCUCCUCCUCCCCGGGGGUGACUGUGGGUGGCCCCCCCGAGGUGACCUACCAGGCACUUGUUAGUGGCUGGUUGCGGCAAUGGAUUCAUCAACCCCAGCAAGUUUGGGAAUGGUUUCAGAUGUUGUCUUCGUGAUAGAAGGAACAGCUAAUUUAGGACCUUACUUUGAGUCACUCAGGAAACAUUAUCUCUUACCUGCAAUAGAAUAUUUCAAUGGAGGCCCGCCAGCAGAGACAGAUUUUGGAGGAGAUUAUGGCGGCACGCAGUACAGUCUCGUGGUGUUUAACACUGUGGAUUGUGCCCCCGAGUCCUACGUUCAGUGUCAUGCCCCUACAAGCAGUGCAUAUGAGUUUGUGCAGUGGCUAGACAGCAUUAUGUUUAUGGGAGGCGGGGGUGAAAGCUGCAGUCUAAUCGCAGAGGGUCUUAGCACAGCCCUGCAACUGUUUGAUGACUUCAAGAAGAUGAGAGAACAAAUUGGGCAGACGCACAAGGUGUGCAUUCUGAUCUGCAAUUCUCCACCAUAUCUUCUCCCGGCCGUGGAAAGCACAACAUACUCUGGUUGCACAACAGAAAACUUGGUCCAGAAGAUCGGAGAGAGGGGGAUCCAUUUCUCUAUAAUUUCCCCACGCAAGCUGCCCGCCUUGCGGACUCUAUUUGAAAAAGCAAUGCCAGUGGGCAUGAUGGAGCCCCAAGCAAAAGAUUACAGUCAGGAUCCCCGCCAUAUGAUCUUGAUUCGAGGGAUGAUCCUUCCAGUUGGAGUUGCAGCUGUUCCUGGUGGGGUUCCACCCAAACAAGUCAUACCACAGCCGCCCCUUCCUGUUCAGCCUCCGCUCCAUAAUCCAAACGCACACCAGCUACCCCAGGUCCAGCCUCCUUAUUUGACGAAGCAGAUGACCUCUGCCCACGCUGCUGCUCAGUCUGUAGUUGAGGCUGCAAAUAACCAGAAAAAUGGCAUCCCAAAUCGCUUUCCAGGGCUUAACCCAAUACAGCAGACGCCACCUGUUGGACCUCCUUUUAACCCGCCUCCAGGUCCCACACUACAGCAAGGGCAGCAACCUAAAAUGGUUCAAUCCACCGCUCCCUUAAUAACGUCAGCUCCCCAACCCAGUCAAGUCUCCACCGUAACCACCGGCCUCGGACCUACAGCGGGACUGUUACCUCAACAACCGCCUCCGCAGCAGCAGCAGCCAGUCUCACAGCCUAUGCAACCUGUUGCAGGGGCGUCAGGGGUACCUGCCCCCCAGAAUACAACACCUCAAAUUGGAGCACCCCAGAUACCCACUACGCAGCAAUCUGUAACCAACAAAAUGCUGGCCUGGAGUGGGGUACUCGAAUGGCAGGAGAAGCCUAAACCAGCGUCGGUUGACACUAAUGCUAAACUAACACGGUCUCUUCCUUGUCAAGUUUAUGUCAAUCCUGGGGAAAACCUGAAAACUGAUCAGUGGCCUCAGAAGUUAAUCAUGCAGUUGAUCCCUCAGCAGCUCUUGACGACUUUAGGACCCCUGUUCAGGAAUUCUCGGAUGGUGCAGUUCCACUUUACAAACAAGGACCUGGAGUCGUUGAAGGGAUUGUACCGCAUUAUGGGCAAUGGAUUCGCAGGAUGUGUACACUUCCCACACACCACUCCGUGCGAGGUGCGAGUUCUUAUGCUGCUUUACUCUUCCAAGAAGAAGAUCUUCAUGGGGCUCAUCCCUUAUGAUCAGAGUGGGUUUGUCAACGGUAUCCGUCAGGUGAUAACAAAUCACAAGCAAGUGCAAAUGCAGAAAAUCGAUCAGCAUCGAAAUAUGUCCGGUCAGCAGAUGGCGCCAGGUAUGCCCUCGGUUAACCCAGUUACCAUGUUAGACGAGCAGCAGAGAUCGCAGAAUCUGCUCCAUGUCAGAGUGCAGCAGCAGCCACAGCAGGCAGGCACACAGCCUCCACCGCAAGCACCACAAACUGCUGUCCAAGCACCCGGCCAGCCUCAGAACCCGCAGCAAGGAACCAUGCUGAGACCGCAGAAUCCUGGAGCCAACCCUCAACUGCGCAAUCUCCUUCUCAGCCAGCAGCCGCCGCAGACCAAUGUCCCUCAGGCCCAGCAGCCUUUGCACCAUUUACAGCAGACUGCGCAGGGCUUGCUACCCCACCAGGCAAUGGGACAGCAGAUGCAGCACCAGGCGGCGGGACAGCCGCAGCUCCAGAUCCCAGGACAGUCCCUCAUGCAUCAAGCCACCGCUCAGCAAUGGGGCAAUCAGAUGACUCAGCGGGCACCUAUGCCAGGAGCAGGGAUGAUGAUGAAUGCUGGACCCCGAGGACCCGUCCCCCAGUCUGGACUUCAGCAAGCACAGAGUGUCAUGGAGGACGACAUCCUAAUGGAUCUCAUUUAAAGACUCAAUACUGCAGGACUGGCAAAUCACUUACCAAUGGUUGUCAACCAGCAUCUCCCGCUGUGCUGAGCCGGAUGUUAUCAUGGGUCGGUUUUGAAGACUGUGUACACCAAAGAUGGACCACCACGAUCUUCCAGCUGUUGGCCUGCAUGCCUCAUGAAGUCAUACCUCAUGGGAAUUGUAGUACAGCUUCUGGGAAGCCUUUGUUGGCCAUCCUUAGUGCCAGCUCUGCCUUACUUUCCACCUAAUAUUUUAGGACUUUACACCUUUAACCUGCAUCCACCACCUUCACCAACAGCUGGUAUUUGGCAAGUUGGCUUUUUUAGCUAGUUGCUGCUUCAAGGCGGCCGCAUAGGAAAGUGAUUCUAGACUUUGAUCACACUGCUUUCUAGGAAGGCUUAAUUAGUUGAAAGAUUUUGAUUUGUAUUUCAUGUCCCCUAUAAUCACUCUGAGAUAUCGGUUUUGUAGUGCGGCGAUGCACGGAUUUGGUUCAUAUUCAGACUACACUCCCAUCAUGCCCAUGCAGCAAGUAGUACCGACCUUCGCUGAUGGCGCAGAACUUCCCAGCGAAACAUCGGAAGGAAUGGACACUGGAAUAAUGGGGCUUUUCAAUAGCUACAGUUUAUUCCUUAGGAAAACAAUGGCUUAUUAGUUCUGUUUUUUUAUGACAGUGAAUUAAAGUCAUCUUAUAAACCUGAGGGUUUUAA
Pelobates fuscus (common spadefoot toad) is the source of this 3181-nucleotide messenger RNA. It is a transcript of the gene MED25, whose product is annotated as mediator complex subunit 25. The record is from RefSeq and is a predicted model, not a curated record. Gene Ontology annotation, biological process: positive regulation of transcription by RNA polymerase II. NCBI's taxonomy places the organism in Eukaryota, Metazoa, Chordata, Amphibia, Anura, Pelobatidae. Bases 192 to 2474 code for a protein of 760 amino acids. The transcript has 19 exons. Gene Ontology annotation, cellular component: transcription regulator complex; mediator complex.